AUGAAAUUCCUCAUUUUGUUCCCUCUGUUGGGUUUGGCGACCACAGAGGAAGCGUGCGGGCCAUACCUUCAGGCGACAAAUAUGCUGUUUAUGGCGAGUCUGAUGGUCGCCAUAUCCAUGGAGUGCAGUGGUCUUCAUAAACGGAUUGCAUUGAAAGUCCUGAUGAUUGUCGGCAAUGAUAUCCGCAGACUAUUUGCUGGCUUCAUGUUUACGACAAUGUUUUUGGGCAUUUGGAUCAUCAAUACAGCGGCCACUGCUAUGAUUCUACCCAUUGCUGAUGUCAUCAGUAAAGAGAUAUUGACUGAAGAAGAAUAUAAGGAUGACUUGCAGUUAAAUGAGAGUCAAAGUGAUGAUAGGAAUCAUCACGACUUGAGUAUUCAACUCUUCCUAUCAGUCGAUAAAGAGGUUUAUGUUUUGAAACACAACUCAAAACAGUUAAGAAGUGCUAAAAACGACAAAUUGAGACGACUUUUAUACAUAAGUAUUGCAUAUUCGGCGACAAUCGGGGGAACGACUACACUAACGAGUAACGGGCCUAACCUCGUCCUACGAUUCGUGCUCGACGAGGAGAGCGAAGUCUCUCAGAUAACAAAAGCUCCCAAACAUAUCAUAAAAGAGAAAUACCGAGAAUUGGGUUCAAUUACUUUCCACGAAAGUGCCGUCUGUUUCCUCUUUGUAUUACUUAUUGUCUUAUGGAUGUUAAGAGAUCCACAGUUCCUGAAGGGUUGGGCCACAAUCAUCACCAACAAUAUAAAGCCAAAGGACGCGACGGCCGCUAUUUUUAUAGUGGUUUUGAUGUUUUGCAUUCCCGCCAAACCUAUGGACUCAUUUCCGGGGCCAACACUACUUGAUUGGCAGACAGUGGAGAAAAAGUUGGCCUGGGGGGUUAUCAUACUUCGUGGCGGGGGGUUCUCAAUGGCAGAUACGGCUUCUAAAAGCGGACUCACCAAACUAAUCGGCACCCAAUUGACUCACUUGGAUGUGCUUUCAUUGGUUGGAAUCGUUAUAAUUAUGUCACUGUUGGCCACAAUAUUCACAGAACUGGCGUCCAAUUCAGCGAUUGCCACAAUCUUUCUACCUAUCGCUGGACAACUGGCCACAAGUCUUGAAAUAAAUCCGUUGGUAUUAAUGAUCCCGAUCACACUUUCGUGUUCGUAUGCAUUUGUAUUACCGGUGGGAACACCCGCUAAUGCAUUAGUCUUUAAUCACGCAAAACUUCGCGCCACUGAUAUGACAGUUAACGCUACUUAUGAAUAA
This is a messenger RNA of Oppiella nova, 1257 nucleotides long. NCBI's taxonomy places the organism in Eukaryota, Metazoa, Arthropoda, Arachnida, Sarcoptiformes, Oppiidae. The record is from the annotation of a GenBank genome assembly.